Molecule: messenger RNA, 852 nt
Organism: Drechmeria coniospora
Lineage: Eukaryota; Fungi; Ascomycota; Sordariomycetes; Hypocreales; Ophiocordycipitaceae
Product: putative proteasome subunit alpha
Exons: 2
Coding region: 1-852 (283 amino acids)
Cellular component (GO): nucleus; proteasome core complex; proteasome core complex, alpha-subunit complex
Source: RefSeq, a predicted model, not a curated record
AUGUUCAGAAACAACUACGACAACGACUCCGUCACAUUGUGCGCCGCCCUCGAACCUCCGGUUGCUCUCAUUCCCGCUGACAGGACCUGCAGCUCGCCCCAGGGCAGAAUAUUCCAGAUCGAGUAUGCGGCCGAGGCCGUCAAACAAGGCUCCGUCGUCGUCGGCAUCGCCAGCAAAACACAUGCCGUUCUCUGCGCCGUCAAGCGCAACGCCGAGGAGCUCUCGUCGUACCAGAAGAAGCUCUUUUCCGUCGACGAGCAUGCGGGCAUCGCCAUCGCCGGCCUCACCUCGGACGCCCGCGUCCUGUCCAACUUCAUGAAGCAGCAGUGCCUCGGCCAUCGGCUCACCUACGGGCGCGCCAUGCCCAUCAGCUCGCUCGUCGGCAUGAUCGGGGAGAAGGCACAGAUCAACACGCAGGUCUACGGCAAGCGGCCCUACGGCGUCGGGCUCCUCAUCGCCGGCGUCGACGAGCGCGGCCCCCACCUGUUCGAGUUCCAGCCGUCGGGCAUGACGGAGGAGAUGGUGGCCUUUGCCAUCGGCGCCCGGAGCCAGAUGGCGCGGACGUACCUCGAACGAAACCUCGACGCCUUCCCCGACUGCUCGAGGGACGAGCUCGUCAAGCACGGGCUGCGGGCCCUGCGGGAGAGCCUGGUGCAGGACAAGGAGCUGACGGUGGAGAACACGUCGGUGGGCGUCGUCGGCGUCGUCGAGACGGCGGGCAAGAGAAAGGUUGAGCCCUUUACGCUAUACGACGAGUACGACGUCAAGGAGUGGAUCGAAAGCGCGGCCGAGAGCCAAGGAGGCGGCAACGGCGGCGGCGACGAGACCGAGGGUAUGGAGGUGGACGGCUAG